CAUUCCAUUCCACUCCACGCUCUCUCCAACGCAGGCGAUGGCGUCGCCGUCGUGCGCCUCCACCCUCGCCUGGAGCUCCGCCUCCCCCGCCCCCUCCUCGCGCCGUCGUGCCCCGUCGCUCGUCAUCGUCGCCCAGGGCAAGGUCAAGAAGUAUCGCCAGGUCAUACUGACAGAUGACAUAGCAGAGGUGGGGAGGAAAGGGGACACGCUGAAAGUGAGAGCCGGUUUCUACCGCAACUUCCUUCUGCCCAAGGGCAAGGCACAGCUUCUCACCCCCGAAGUCCUCAAGGAAAUGCAACUAGAACAAGAGAGAAUAGAAGCUGAAAAGAAGAGAGUAAAAGAGGAGGCACAACAACUUGCCCGAGUUUUUGAAACUAUUGGGGCUUUCAAAGUGCCACGUAAAGGUGGGAAAGGAAAACAGAUAUUCGGAAGUGUCACGGCACAAGAUCUUGUUGACAUAAUAAAGUCACAACUUAAUAGGGAUGUCGACAAGCGUCUCGUAACAGUGCCAGAAAUUCGUGAAAUUGGGGAAUACGUUGCAGAGAUUAAGCUUCACCCUGAUGUCACAGCUCAAGUAAGGCUGACUGUGUAUGCAAAAUAAGUCCUCCAGUCGCCGAUGAAACCUUUAGUGGAUGCAUGGUGGGCUUUGGGUGAAGUCUGAUUCUCACCAGAGAUUUUGCUGAAACUCCAAGGAGUAGUGUCAGAACACAGGGCGUGGUUCUUUAUCCAUGGACUCUGUCCAUCCACAUGUAAAGUCAGUUUCUUGCACAUUUUCUUUUGACAAAUUUAUUUGUAUUAAUGUUAUGGGGUUAAAUGGGCAUGAUGUAAAGAACGACAGGUUCACAAUCCAGAGCAAUUGAUACUUAUUGUAAUCUUGUUUAAAGGUGCACCUUUUUUAUAGUUAUAAUCAUA
Messenger RNA from Oryza brachyantha (malo sina), 912 nucleotides. Its product is annotated as 50S ribosomal protein L9, chloroplastic. The record is from RefSeq and is a predicted model, not a curated record. Lineage: Eukaryota; Viridiplantae; Streptophyta; Magnoliopsida; Poales; Poaceae. Gene Ontology annotation, cellular component: mitochondrion; ribosome. Gene Ontology annotation, biological process: translation. Gene Ontology annotation, molecular function: structural constituent of ribosome. The coding region runs from base 38 to 601 and encodes 187 amino acids. The transcript is spliced from 7 exons.